GCCCGCAGAGCGGGGUCAGGUGCUCACCCUGCUCUCUCUGCCCGGCGCUCCAGCUGGGGAGCAGAGUUGGGGCUCGCCUUGCUCCAGUUGGGGAGCAGGGUCGGGGCAAGACCCGUUCCCCAGCUGGAGCGCCGUGCAGGGGGUUGGAGCAGAUGAGGGGGCAUGGAGGGGGCUCCCCAAAUGGCUGGGGCUCCUAGGCACGCCCCACUGGGAGUAGGGCAAGUGAGCAGACGGCCCAGUGGCAGCAGAGGAAUAUUCAAAAAAGGGACAACGCAUUGUCUUCAAAACCCAUCCCACAAGAGGGAGCAGAAUCUCUCUGAGAAGGCCCCCAGUGUCUCAUGAACGAACCAACGGAUCUCGAUAACACUGUUAUUCCAGAGCCAGUCCUACGGCUCAGGAAAGGACACAUGCCCGACAGUGCAGGACAGUCAAACUAUGAUGAUGACCACUCUGAUGAGGAGCCAGCUUUAUCCUUGGACCUGCAAAAGAGUUCUGAGGAAUGCGACUGUAAUGAUGAACCAGCUCAGGAAGAUGAAGGGUUUAUGGGUAUGUCCCCUCUUUUACAAGCCCACCAUGCCAUGGAGAAAAUGGAAGAGUUUGUGUGUAAGGUGUGGGAGGGCCGAUGGCGGGUCAUACCCCAUGAUGUUCUCCCUGACUGGCUAAAGGAUAAUGACUAUCUGUUGCAUGGACACAGACCACCUAUGCCCUCCUUCCGCGCUUGCUUCAAGAGCAUCUUCAGAAUACACACAGAGACUGGCAACAUCUGGACACAUCUUCUUGGUUGUGUGUUCUUCCUAUGUCUGGGAAUCUUCUACAUGUUCCGGCCAAACAUGUCAUUUGUAGCACCUGUGCAGGAGAAGGUAGUUGUUGGAAUGUUCUUCUUGGGAGCCAUCCUUUGCCUCUCCUUCUCCUGGCUCUUUCACACGGUUUAUUGCCAUUCAGAAGGUGUCUCUCGGCUCUUCUCCAAGCUAGAUUACUCUGGCAUCGCACUUCUCAUCAUGGGCAGCUUUGUUCCAUGGCUGUACUACUCCUUCUAUUGCAACCCUCAGCCCUGCUUCAUCUACUUGAUCGUGAUUUGUGUCCUGGGCAUUGCAGCCAUAAUAGUCUCCCAGUGGGACAUGUUUGCAACCCCUGAGUACCGAGGGGUAAGAGCAGGAGUAUUUCUGGGUCUCGGCCUCAGUGGUGUCAUCCCCACCCUGCACUUUGUCAUCUCUGAGGGCCUUCUCAAGGCAGCCACAAUGGGGCAGAUAGGCUGGCUGGCACUCAUGGCCUGUCUGUACAUCACUGGUGCUGCGCUGUAUGCUGCCCGUAUACCAGAGAGAUUCUUCCCGGGCAAGUGUGAUAUCUGGUUCCACUCCCAUCAGCUGUUUCACAUCUUCGUAGUGGCCGGAGCUUUUGUGCACUUCCAUGGUGUUUCAAACCUUCAGGAGUUCCGUUUCACAGUUGGGGGAGGCUGCACGGAGGAGGGAGACAUGCAGUAAAACCUGCCUUCAGCCCAGGAUCAUAACCAAAACAGUGGACUGCAAAGAGGCGUUGAUGUUAACUGGCUAGUGACGCGAACACCUGAGAAUCCAAGCCUCAUGUAAUGGGAUAUGGAAGCUUCUUGGGAUUUCUGACACGAGAAAUUUAUACCUCAAACAAUGGAGUGAAUCAAUUUGAAGACCAGGAAAUUCUUAAACCCUAACUUAUUCUUGAUCUACAGAUUGAGCUACAGAGGACCGUUUCCAAAUCGGCUUCUGUUCAAUGCCAUAUUUAUUUGUAGAAAAUGGGAGGGAUGGCUUAGCAGUUUUCUUUUUUAAAUCUAGGCUAAGAUUUAUAUCUUCUUUAGGGGCAGGGGAAGGAGCUGAUUUUAGAUGCUCUUUUGGGGAAAAAAUUGUAAAUAAGAUUUCUAACUUUCUGUUAAAAUAAAUUUAUAUAAAUGUUUUAAACAAAUAGGGUGGGGGGGAGAGGGUUUUGUAUAGAAUGCAACAUGCAAGUACCACACACUGUUUCAAUUUUGCACAAAAAAGUGACUGCAGGAGGAUCAGGUAAAAUCCUUGGGAGUGAGGCAUGAUGGUCCUGCAGACUCUUCCUGGAAGCUGGCAUGUACUGGGCAAUAUGGCAUUCUGGUCAGUGUUUGGAGCAGGCUCAGAACAUGACACACAAAGGUUGGCAAUGGCCAGAUGCCUACUUUUUAAUCAGGCUGUCUUUCAGGUCUCAGUGUUAUAAGUUUAGCUAUUCAAGGUAACUAGAAUGAUACAUCUGACCCUGCCCAUCCACUUGGGGCAAUUGCCUUCUGAGCUUUCUUGGCCCUUUUGGGGGGGUUUUGGAUUGUGGAAUUAAAAUGAAGUUGAAUGGUUUGUUGCCACAUGAAGUGGAGUGUAACGGGGUGUGUAUGUGAGAUGUAGCUCAUGAAUUGAUUCCAUGGGUAUCUUUCUGCAAACAAAAGCCACUGUUUUCUAGCUUUUUGGUUGCCAUUCAUGGAUCUGCCAUGCUUUGAUAUGAUUACAUGAUGCUAAUGGCACUUGUCAAAGAAUAGAAUCGCUACCCAGGUGGGUAAGCAUAGGCUGGCACUGGAAGGAAGAAGCUGUGCACUCAAAGGAAGAAUACUGUUCGGCUACAUGCGCACACACACUGGAUUUUUUUAUUGGAUUUCUUCCUUAUCUACAGAAGUCCUAGUGUUAAUUUGACUAAAUUCCCUGUGCUGCAAUAGACUCCCUUUCCUACUGUUGUUCUGCUCCUGCUGGGAGAGCAGCUGGCUUCCCCUGGUAUCAUGGGCAGUGCUGUGCUGUGAAGCAGGAAGUACUCGGAUUUAAUGAUUUCUCUUGACCUAACGCUGAUCACCUUCAUGUGUGUACAGAGCCCCCUGGCCUACAGAAUCUUGUGACUUUUAAAUCUGCACUAAACCCUGCACAGUUCACUUUUCAGGUCUAGUCAGUGUGAUUUCCCAGCUCUGCUUAACCAAUGGGAUAGCUGGCUUCUUUUUUAAUCCGGAAGUAAAAUUGAGACCAUUUGUACUAUUGUGGAGCCUCUGCAUAGGGGGAAGCAUAUAUUCUUCUCUCAUUGAGUUGAUGUGGCUUGAUCUCUGGAGCCUAGUCAGAAGCCAGAGAGAUAAGCAGAUUAUUGGAGAAUCUUGAGAGUCUUGGGGCAAAACUGAUUGUCAGGUACACAGAGUAUGACACACAAGUUUCAUGUAAUGGAGUAAGAAUCUAGUUGUUGGAAACCUCUCACCUGGGAUUAAACAGCUACUAAAAUGCUGUGGUUCACAAAGCAAUAGGAAGGUAAAAUUGUUCUAAAUUUUUAAAGGGUGAAAGUUCAAAUUUGCAAGUGAAAAAUGUGGAUUGUAGAGAUCUUACAAGUAAACAUUCUUGGGAAUCCAGGCUAUUAAUCAAGGUUUCAAGCAGUUAUCUUGUCUAAUAGGGUUGAAUAGAAGUGGAAGACUUUGAUUAUAUUCAAGAUUCCUCACUGUUGACUCUAAAAAGGAAGUAUUUUCUCUUUUGCCCUUUGGUUAGAGUUAUUUUCAGAAAUUUUGAAAUAAAGCUUAGCUGUAAAAAGAGGUGCUUUGUUGGAGCUUGUGGGAGGCUUACAGGGAUGUUUUUCUUGGUGGGAUCACUAUAGUGGAUGUCAGUAGGACUGAAGGAAAGGCUUGUAUUGUAUUGUGGGUUUGUGCAGUGCCUAACUGGAAUACAUAGCAGUAUUAACCAGGCACUUUUAAUGAGAGGGUUUAAUAAGCAUUGGCAGGAGGUGUGCUCUGCUACUUGAGAAAGCAGUGGUACAUAUCAGAACCAGACUUGUUCUGGAAAGCACUUUGGAUACCUCUGUAUCAAUACCAGCAAAAGUGGCAGUCUCCAUCCUGAAUCACCCUAUGCUCAUUCCCUGAAGGGACUUUGUAACCUGGCCCGGCCCAACACAGCACAGAACUAUUACAAAAACACAAUACUCCACCUGCUAUUGUUAACCGAGUCGAUCUCUGUUUAGGAAGUUUUUGUGCUCCAAUAAACUGCCUAGUUGUGCACUUUCUCUCCCCCUGUAGCGCUUGCUGAGAACUCUUCCCAGGUUGGCACCUGAAUGCCUUACUCUCAGCGGUCAGAGGCUUGCUUGCUCUGUGUGCAGAUUAUUGCCAUAGAAUACAUAGGACCUACAGCUCCUUUCCUUCCCCAUUAAAUAGUGGCCUUGUUCAGUAUUUUCUUUCUUUUUUAAAUUGCUUACUGUUGGAAGCAACAAAGCACAUUUGGGGAUUUUUUGAUGGUUGGGGUCUCUGGUGAUUGGUUCCAUAUAAGAUGGGAUCUCAUGACUUGCUGUGUUCUUAAAUUCUGCUAAUAAAAGAACCAAAUGGGAUAUUGA
Molecule: messenger RNA, 4323 nt
Organism: Malaclemys terrapin pileata
Lineage: Eukaryota; Metazoa; Chordata; Testudines; Emydidae
Gene: ADIPOR2
Product: adiponectin receptor 2
Exons: 8
Coding region: 339-1481 (380 amino acids)
Biological process (GO): adiponectin-activated signaling pathway
Cellular component (GO): plasma membrane
Molecular function (GO): signaling receptor activity
Source: RefSeq, a predicted model, not a curated record